Messenger RNA from Momordica charantia (bitter melon), 2829 nucleotides. Its product is annotated as linoleate 13S-lipoxygenase 2-1, chloroplastic-like. Gene Ontology annotation, molecular function: protein binding; metal ion binding; oxidoreductase activity, acting on single donors with incorporation of molecular oxygen, incorporation of two atoms of oxygen. Gene Ontology annotation, biological process: lipid oxidation. The record is from RefSeq and is a predicted model, not a curated record. NCBI's taxonomy places the organism in Eukaryota, Viridiplantae, Streptophyta, Magnoliopsida, Cucurbitales, Cucurbitaceae.
ACAAUAAUUUCAAAAAAGGGAAAUGUUGAAAGGUCAAGGCUUUGGGUGUUCGACUGGAGCGGCGGCUCCGGCGUCCCUCUCCCAUCUGCAGAGGCCAUUGCUUUGUAGCACAAACGCCGGCGCUGCUUUUUUGCCUCAUUAUUCGAAACCCAGCUGCCAGAAGCAGAGGAGUAGUAAGAGCAGUAGAAAUGGACGGCUGAGAUUGGUUUGCCGUGAGAUAAAGGCAGCCAUAGCCACUGCCGCCGAACCCACCACCACCGUCCAAACCAAAGUGGUUGUCCAAAAAGUCACUGGAGAAAUCACUUCGUCGACAAUUGUAAGGGAUGUCAAACCAGACGUUGAAAAGUUUCUCAAACUGGAGUUCGCCAGCAACCUGCUCGACCUCAAAACUGGGUCGGAGAAAGCGAGGAUAAAAGUUGAGGCAAGAUUGUCGAGUGAGGACCCGAAGGAGGAAAUUUACGAGGCAAGUUUCGAAGUUGGACCAGAUUUUGGGGAGAUAGGGGCCGUGAUUGUUGAAAACCCCAAUGAAAAGGAGAUGUACAUCAAAGAAGUGGACCUCACUGGGCUGGCUUCUGGUCCCUCCACCAUCACCUGCAACUCCUGGGUUCAACCCCCCACCGUGCUUCCUAAAGUACAGAGAGUCUUCUUCACCAGCAAGUCAUACUUGCCAUUGCUCACGCCUGCUGGACUCAAGUCCAUGAGGGCAAAUGAGCUGGUGAAUCUGCGGGGCAAUGGCACUGGUGAACGUGUACCAUACGAUAGAAUCUAUGAUUAUGAUGUGUACAACGAUCUCGGGAGUUGUAGUGGCGAUCUCAAAAGACCAGUUCUUGGUGGCGCUGAACAUCCUUAUCCCAGACGUUGUAGAACCGGCCGUCCACAUUGUGAAAAUUCCCCAGAGUUGGAAGAAAGGAGAAAAAAUGAGAGCAUAUACAUCCCUCGAGACGAGGCAUUCUCUAAUAUAAAGCAAGAUGCAUUCAUGAAAGAUUCAGUGUUGUCAUUCAUACACACCAUUGUGCCAAACUUGUGGGUACAUUUUGAUGACAAGGCUGGAUUCUCCAACUUCAAAGAUAUCGAUGCACUUUACGCGGUGGACGGCUUCAAACUUCCCACUCUUGAAUCCAGUACUUCUCUCAAGGAUGAUUUACCUUGGAUAUUCAAACUCGACUCUACAGGAAAAAUUUCGUUGCGCUUUGAUCCUCCUGAACCUAUGGACCGAGACAAGUUCUUUUGGUUAAGUGAUGAACAAUUCGCAAGGCAAACUCUUGCGGGUCUUAACCCAUGUAGCAUACAGUUGGUCACGGAAUGGCCACUAGUCAGCAAACUUGACCCUGAAAUCUAUGGUCCUCCUGAAUCUGCAUUCAACAUUGAAAUGCUCAAUCAAAAAAUUGGCUCAAUCACUGUUCAAGAGGCAAUUCAAAAGAAGAAACUAUAUAUAUUGGAUUACCAUGACAUGUUGUUGCCAUAUGUUCAAAAAGUGAGAGCCGUUGAAGGAACAACGCUUUAUGGAUCAAGGACACUAUUCUUUCUAAACGAAGAUGAAACCCUAAAACCACUAGCUAUUGAGCUAACUCGGCCACCCAUGGACGACAAACCGCAGUGGAAGAGAGUUUAUGGACCCAGCGAGCAGGCCACUCACCUUUGGAUUUGGAGAUUUGCCAAAGCCCAUGUUCUAGCCCAUGACGCUGGUUAUCACCAACUCGUUUCUCAUUGGUUAAGAACUCACUGCGCCGUGGAGCCUUAUUGCAUAGCCACAAACAGACAAUUGAGUGCAAUGCAUCCUAUCUAUAGGCUUCUACAUCCUCAUUUUAGGUACACUUUAGAGAUCAAUGCAUCUGCUCGUACCAAUCUUAUCAGUGCAGGUGGGACAAUAGAAUUCACAUUCUCACCACAAAAAUAUUCCAUGGAGUUGAGUUCCACAGCUUAUGAUCUUCAAUGGCAAUUUGACUUACAAGCCUUGCCAGCUGACCUAAUUCACAGGGGAUUGGCAGAGGAGGAUCCAACUGCUUCACAUGGUUUGAAACUGAACAUCAAGGACUAUCCUUUCGCUAAUGAUGGUUUGAUUUUGUGGGAUGCUCUUAAAGAAUGGGUCACAGAAUAUGUGAAUUAUUACUAUCACGACUCGAGCAUGGUAACAUCUGACGCAGAGCUCCAAGAAUGGUGGACUGAGAUUAGAACUGUGGGGCAUGCAGACAAAAAAGAUGCGGCGGGGUGGCCAACUCUCAACACUCCCCAAGAUCUAAUAGACAUAGUAACAAACAUUGCGUGGGUAGCAUCUGGUCACCACGCCGCUGUGAACUUCGGGCAAUAUGCAUAUGCAGGCUAUUUCCCAAACAGGCCUAGCAUAACAAAAACCAACAUGCCCACUGAAGAUCCCAACCCUGCACUUUGGAAAUGUUUCUUGGAAAAGCCAGAGCAUUUUCUUCUAGAUGCCUUCCCUUCGCAGUAUCAGGCGACAAAGGUAAUGAUGGUGUUGAAUAUUCUGUCAAGUCACUCUCCAGAUGAGGAGUAUGUUGGCAAGAAUAUGGAGCCAUCAUGGGGCGAUGAUCCUGUGAUAAAGGCAGCAUUUGAUAGGUUCAGUGCGAAGAUGAAGAAUUUGGAGGUUAUAAUUGACCGUAGGAAUGCUGAUUUCAGCUUGAAGAAUCGAACUGGGGCUGGGGUCUCUCCGUAUGAGCUUUUGAAACCAUUUUCAGAGUCUGGGGUCACUGGAAAAGGAGUUCCAUAUAGUGUUUCCAUUUGAUCUAUGGAGAAUGUCAAAAUUAAAAUAUGAACAACUCUGAUGUCAUAAUUAAGGUAAAUUAAUAAGCACUAUCAAGACAUUAAUUUGUCAUC